Molecule: messenger RNA, 4151 nt
Organism: Xyrauchen texanus (razorback sucker)
Lineage: Eukaryota; Metazoa; Chordata; Actinopteri; Cypriniformes; Catostomidae
Gene: sonb
Product: protein SON
Exons: 10
Coding region: 27-2993 (988 amino acids)
Biological process (GO): regulation of cell cycle; regulation of mRNA splicing, via spliceosome
Molecular function (GO): RNA binding
Source: RefSeq, a predicted model, not a curated record
CUGGCGGACUCAGCAGCACUACUGUGAUGGCGACCAACAUCGAGGAGAUCUUUAGGGAUUUUGUUAUGAGUAAAAUCAAAGAAAUCGAGGAUGAAUCUCAAGAUAACAGUCGGACAGACGAGACCCAUUGUAAUACUGUGGAACUACAAUCUGAGCCUGUCGCAGAGACACGAGAAGAUGGACUUCAAACAGAACACAUUAACACAACAACAGAUAAAGACACACGUACUGACCUCCAGGCUGACCAUGAUAAAGAGGAUGCCAGCACUAAACACAGGAAGAGUAAGAAGCACAAAAAGCAUAAAAGUAAAAAGAAGAAAAAAAAACAUAAGUCCAGAAAAGAUGGCAGCUCAGAGACUGACUCUGACAGAGAGACUCAAGAAAGUGGAAAGAAAAAGAAGAGAAAGAAAAAGAAAAAAUCUCGGGAGGCAGACAAAGCGAAAAAGUCUGGCUCACGUUUUGAAAGCUCCUCUGGAUCAGAAUCCGAAGCAAAACCUUCCUGUGAAAAUGCUAAAUCGCCAUCAGCAGGUAAGACUUCAAAGUCUGAGCUGAAGGAAACAUCUGGUUUAGGUAAGUCUCGGGAGUUACCCGACAUUAUUCCCAAGAUGGAAAAUUCUGUCCACAACAACAUAGAAAUUGAAAGGGCCAAGGACAAGAAAAGAAGCCCCAGCAGGACAUCUAAAAGAGAGGAGAACUCCAGAGGAAGACGAACCAGGUCAAGAUCACCCAAACGGAAAGCCGGACACAGAUCAAGAUCCCGGUCUUCAAAACGACAACAGAAAUCAAAGUCGAGGUCUCGUUCUAGAAAUAGUCCCAGAAAGAGGUCUAAUCAGCAGAGAGAGAGAAGUAGAUCGAGGUCAAAGGGACAGAAUAAACAUUCCAGGUCUCGUUCUGUAAGAAGAGGCAGAAAUUCAAGAUCAAAGUCACGUUCCAGGCGGACUCGAUCAAGGUCUGUUGUAAUCUUAAGGAGGAACAGAAGGUCCGCUUCAAAAUCUAGGUCUAACUCUCCACGACGUAGGAACCAUUCCAGGAGUAGGUCGCAAGGCAGAACAAAACAUUGUAAAUCAAGGUCCUUAUCAAAAUCUAGUUCUGUUUCAAAAGACAGGCAGAAGAUAACUGAAACUAUUACGAACGAUACAGCUCCAGCAGAGGACAAUAGUGAAAGUUCUGUAAUGCAAGCAGAUAUAUCUAAAAAAACUACUGAGAAUGGACAAAGUCCACCAAUGGCUGUGAAUGCGGACACCGAGCUACCUGAGACUGUUGUGGAUAGCUCAGAUUCUGGUGUGAAUGAAGUUGGCUUCACUGGAUCUUGGAGACCAGUACCCUUUUUAAGUGAGUCAACUAAGGGCAACUCUUCACAGAAGUGCAAUACACCAGAGGUGCCUUUGGAAGUGAUCAAUGUAUCUGCAGAAAGAUCAGCGUCCUCAACAGUUGAGCCAAAGGAUUUAGAGUGUAGCGUCAACCUUGAAAAGGAAGAAGCUACCACAACUCCAACAAUAGACGCACAGACUUCAUUAGAGAGGUCUUCAAGGUCACCGUCCAAGUCUCCCAAUCCACAAAGAUCCUCAAGAUCCAAACGAGCUGCAAGAUCUAGAUCAAAGUCAUCCUCGAAAAGGAGGAAAUCCAGGUCGUCUUCACGGAAUAAGGACAAGAAGUCCAAAUCUAGAUCACCCUCACAAAGAAAAAGCACCAAGUCCAAAACGCAGAACAAAAGUUCUAAGUCAAAGUCGCCCAAAAGGAAAAGGUCAAGGUCUCGUUCACCAGGUAGAAGGAAAAGGUCUAAAACUCCAGACAGAAGCAAGCGAUCUAAAUCCAAAAAAAGGUCUCGCUCGCGUUCAAGGAGACGAUCUCGAUCAGGCUCGCGUUGGAAAAGAGGUUUUGGAAGUCGAACGCUAAAUCAACGGGACCGUUGGAAACGAGAACCCAGUCGUUCUCCGGUCCUCAUUCUUCGUAAGAAAAGGUCGACAUCCAAAACUCGGCGAAGCGCCAGCAAGACACCUCCACGUCUUACGGAGCUUGAUAAGGAACAAUUGCUGGAGAUAGCUAAAGCUAAUGCUGCAGCUAUGUGUGCCAAGGCAGGUGUGCCCAUUCCAGAGAGCCUCAGGCCUAAAACUAUUCUUCAACUACCCUUGCCAAAUGCAAAUGCUACUGCCUUGUCCUUACCAGUGAUGUCAAACAUAACCAUGAAUGCUGCUAUGGCUAGCAUGACUGCUGCUACAAUGACUGCUGCUUUGUCUAGUAUGGGUGCCUUGGCAUCAUUGCCGCAAUUCGCCCCAUUACCGACAAUUGUCAACAAGCCACCCCCUUCAAACACCUCUAAUCUAGCCAGUAUUGAGGAAGCCAAAAGGAAAGUAACCAAACAGGCUAACAGUUUCAGCAUUCAAGAGCUAACAGAGAGAUGCAAGAAGAUUGCUGAGAGCAAGGAAGAGAUGGCCAUCGCAAAACCACACAUGUCAGAUGAUGAAGACGAUGCGAAGCCAUUUGGGGGAUCUUCCCUUAAAGAGAACAAGGGCUUUGCCUUUAGUCUCAGUGGCACCUCAAUAAAGCCAACCGUCCGAACGGAAGCUGUCUUUGCUAAGGAGUUUCCAGUGUCCUCCGGCUCCCAGCACAGAAAGAAAGAGGCUGAUGGUGCAUACGGGGAAUGGGUGCCAGUCGAAAAGAAGACCGAAAAGCCAUCAGAAUCAGGUUCUGCCGGGACAGAAGAGGCCAGCAAGGACAAUGAUAGUGUCUUUCCUGAAGCGCCUUCUCAACCAGUGGACAUCACGUUGGCUGUCAGCGAGAGAGCAGUGGCCCAAAAGAGGCUGGCGGAAAAUCCUUUCGACAUAAAUGCCAUGUGUAUGCUCAAUCGGGCUCAGGAGCAAGUUGACGCCUGGGCCCAGUCCAAUACAAUUCCUGGACUCUUCACGGGUUCAACCGGUGCCCAAGUGCUCUCGUCAGAUGAGCUGUCUAACAGCGGCCCACAGGCUUGGAUUAAGAAGGGUCAGUCCUUGUAGCUGCCUUGUUGCCAUGGUCACAGUCAGGCCCCUUCUAUUCACGUCAGAUGCUCAGCCGCUGAUGAGGGCCUAGGUACGUACGUCAUCCAGCACCCUUCCUUCUAUUCAUGUGGAUUUGUGUGUGAACUGAUUCAUAUCUGCCAUGUCGUACUGUUUGAUUCAUCUGAACUGACUUGAACCCUGAGUUCUGUUCAGGGCGGUUUUGAUGCCUGGCCUGUUGAAGGCUUGCACUUUAAAAUACAGAUGUAUUAUCUAAACGUGUAGUCCUUUUAGAUUGCUUCAGGUGAAAAUGCAAAGAAAGGACUCUACAUUUAAACCAUUUCCAUGAUAUAACUAGGUCUGUCAAUCAAUUAAAAUGUUUCAUCAAAUUUAUAACAUGAUAUGCUGAUUAAUCACAUGCGUCAAAUGGACUUCAUUGGCCAUUGGAUUGUGACUUGCUGUUUUACAAUCUCAGCUUGUGUAAAUGUAUACAUUUAGCGUCUUUGGUCAUAAAUCCCACGUUAAGAUGCGCCAUCAAGUUUGAUAAACGUGUCCCAAGACCCUUUGCAUUCUGGUCCAUUAUAGAAUUUUUGAACGCAAGAAUGCGUCUUUGUGAACGAGCCCAUUCUCUGUAAGCUGGGGGAGCGCUGACCGCAAGACUUGUAAAAACAUGACAUUGGUACUUUAAGCUUGAAUUGCUCCAAAUGUGGGAGAAUAACUCAUUACGGAAUUCACAUACAGGUCAGAGGGCAUGACACAUUUUCUUUUAAAUAUAAUUAAUCAAACAAAAUGUAUGCGUUACAUUGACAGCCCUAGUUAUAACAUAUCAAACAGUAAAAAUUUAAGGUGACUAAGUUAAAAAAAUCUAGUAGAUGGAGAUAUGUUUUUAACUUAAAUACAGCUCUAUGCUCAGAUUAAAGUGACGUGACCUGGCUUCUUCUGAAGAUGUGGAAUGCAAUGACAAAUUAAUCAAUCACUAUCUCCCGUUUUUCUCCGUUUGCUUCUAUUCCCCUCUUCCUGUAUCUGUCCUGUUCCAUUUAGGAUCAGUUCCUGCGAGCUGCGCCAGUUUCGGGCGGAAUGGGCGAGUUGUUAAUGAGGAAAAUGGGAUGGCGUUCCGGGGAGGGUUUGGGGAAGCACAGGGAAGGCACAGUGGAGCCCAUCGUUAUCGAUUUUAAAACA